This is a messenger RNA of Oncorhynchus keta (chum salmon), 7667 nucleotides long. Its product is annotated as F-actin-uncapping protein LRRC16A-like. Gene Ontology annotation, biological process: cell migration; regulation of Arp2/3 complex-mediated actin nucleation. The transcript has 38 exons. The record is from RefSeq and is a predicted model, not a curated record. Gene Ontology annotation, cellular component: plasma membrane; lamellipodium. Lineage: Eukaryota; Metazoa; Chordata; Actinopteri; Salmoniformes; Salmonidae. Bases 311 to 4441 code for a protein of 1376 amino acids.
GAUCAUUCAGGAGUUUGCUGAAAGUAUGUGAUUAUUUUUUUGCAACAGACUCGCAGAGUAUGCUAGUCCAAGCAUAACGUCGUCUUCAAUUUUUCUCAUGUCAUUGUAUUCGUUAAUUUCGGCUCUUGAGCUCCAAAAGGUACAUUGCUCUGACGCGCUCGAGGAUGAAUGGAGAAAGUAAGCAAAACGACCCCAGGUACUCAAGAAACUGGACUAGGCUACUCGUCGGUGGAUAACUUUACAUUUUAAUCCAUGUCGUGCUUAGUCUUUGUGCUUUUGUAACUGCACAUAACUCUCCUAAUUCUUAAACAUGUCUGAAGAAGAUACGGGUAUUCCUAAGGAGUUGCUGGAGAGUCUGAGAGAUGCCGUGGGAAGGAAGAUCAAGCUCACCCUGAAGAAGAGGUUGAAACUGGAGGUCAAGGGUGACAAACUGGAGAACCGAGUUCUGGCUUUGGCAUCCCAUCGGGUCUUUCUGCUUACUGCAAGGGUCCCUGCCAAGAUUGAACAGACCUUCAAUUACCUAGAUAUACAGGGGAUCAUUAGUAACCAGCCCACUCAGUUGUUGUUGGAGUAUGACCGAGGCCAGCUGUCCCUGAAGCUUGGCUCUGUGGAGGAUGUGGAUGAGGUGGUGGCCCACAUUGGGAGCUGUCUACACAGAAUCUGUCCAGGCCUCUCCCCAGCGAAGGCGAUGAAGAAGUUGACCCUGAAGCCUCCUGAGAGGACGGCCGCCCUACAGUCUCUCUGGGAGGACCAGGCCACCACAGACCUAGGGCCAUGUGGUGGUUUCUCCCACAUGUACUGGUGUCUCUGUGACCAGCUGGGUCUGCCAUUCAGAGAGGAGGUGCAGUGGGAUGUGGACACAAUCUAUCAGACCCAGGACACCAGGGAACUGAACCUGCAGGAUUUCGUACAUCUUGAUAACCGAGAUUUGGUGGCCAUCAUUGUGGUCCUGGAGUAUAACCAAUGGUUCACCAAGCUCUCCACAAAGGACUACAAACUGUCCACAGAUGUGUGUGAACAAAUUCUGCGAGUUGUGUCCCGCUCCAGUCGCUUAGAGGAGCUGGUUUUAGAGAAUGCAGGUCUCAGAAGUGAUUUCGUGCAGAAGCUAGCCAACGCUCUGACCUGCAACCCUGCCUCUGUACUUCACACCCUCAACCUUACAAACAACUCCCUGGAGGACAAGGGCAUAUCUGCUCUCAGUGCACAGCUUGCCAAACUCCCAACGGGUCUCAAGCAUUUGAACCUUUCAAAGACCUCCAUAUCGCAAAAAGGGGUUAACAGUCUGGCUCAGGCGCUGAGUGCCAACCCUGCUGUCCCCACUACCCUCACACACCUGGACCUCUGUGGGAACUCACUCCGAGGAGACGACCUCUCAAAUCUGUACAAUUUCCUGGGUCAACAUAACAGUCUAGUAACUCUGGAUCUGUCCAGCAGUGACUGCUGUCUGGACCAAGUCUGCACUUCACUUCUACGAGGUUCUCUCAAGCACCUCUCAGUGCUCAACAUGUCGAAGAGUGUUUUCUCUCACAGGAGAAGUAAAGAUGUCCCGCAUUCCUUCAAGCAGUUCUUUGGCACUGCACUGGCGCUGAGCAGUGUCAACCUGUCUGGAACCAAGCUCCCCCUGGAGGCACUCAAAGCACUUUUACUAGGUCUUGGUUGCAAUCCUAAUCUCAGUGAAGUAUCACUGGAUCUCAGCAGCUCUGAGCUAAGAUCUGGAGGCUCUCAGAUUCUGGAGGGCUGCAUAGCUGAGAUUCCCAACAUCUCCAGCCUGGACAUCUCAGACAACGGUUUGGAUUCAGACCUGACCACUCUCUUGGUGUGGCUGGCCAAAAAUCGCUCCAUCCGCCACCUCUCACUGGGCAAGAACUUCAAUAACAUCAAAUCAAAAAAUUUGUCUCAUGUCUUGGACAACCUGGUGCACAUGAUACAGGAGGAGGAAUCGCCCCUGACGUCCCUCUCCCUGGCCGACUCCAAGCUGAAGGGAGAUCUGUCCAUCGUGCUGAACGCUCUGGGCAGCAACACCAGCCUGAUCCGGGUGGACAUCAGUGGCAACGGCAUGGGAGACAUGGGGGCCAAGAUGCUGGCCAAGGCCCUACAGAUCAACACCAAGCUCCGGACAGUUAUGUGGGACAAAAACAAUGUCAGCCUACAAGGCCUCCAGGAUGUGGCAGCUGCUUUAGAAAAGAACCACACCAUUCGCUUCAUGCCUAUCCCCAUCAUCGAUGCUGCCCAGGCCCUCAAGGCCAGCCCUGAGAAAACCGAGGACGCCCUACUAAAGAUGGAGCAGUAUCUCCUAAGGAACCACGAGACUCGAAAAUACCUCCAAGAGCAAGCUUACCGGCUUCAGCAAGGCAUUGUCACGACAACCACACAACAGAUGAUGGACAUGAUCUGUGUAAAGGUGCAGGACCACCUGAACUCCCUGAGGUAUACAGAGACUGACGUCGUCCAGGAGGACAUGAAGGUGGCCAAGAACCUCAUGAAGGACGCCAGGAACUCCAAAAGACUGCUGCCCAACCUGUAUCACAUGAGGGGAUCUCCUGGUGGCAUGGGCAGCCCCAUUCAGGACAAGCUAGAGUCCAUGGCCGGAGAGAUAGCCAGGGUCAUGGAUGGACAGCUAAAGACGUUGUUGCAGUCUAUGGUUGACACUGCUGAGGGCCUCUGUCCCCAUGUGAUGAAGAGGAGCAGCCUGCACCAGGAGCUGAUGAAGGCAGGUGCAGGAAGGAUGACCAUCCCCCAUAGCUUCAUCACCACCACACUACUGGAACAGUCAGGAGUCGACAUCAUCAACAAGAUCAGUGAAGUGAAGCUCAGUAUGGCUUCCUUCCUCUCAGACCGUAUCGUGGAUGAGAUCUUGGAAUCUCUGUCCCGUUCCCAAAACACUCUGGCAGAACACCUGACCAGGAAACCUCAACCUCUUCUCCACCAGGAGCCCAACAAGAUGGAGGUGCUGGAGGAGACAGUCCUCCAACCUGAGGCCCAGACCCAGGAGCAGAGUCCUCACCAUCCUGAGAGGCUGGAGGAGAUGGACACAUGUGUGUCCAAAAGGAAGAGCAUUCUCUGCAGGAUGCUGCGGCCUGUAUCUGUGGCCUUUGAAAUGGAGUUUGACUUGGACAAGGCCCUGGAAGAAGUGCCUAUAUAUGAGGAGGAUCCGCCCCCUCCUGCCCCAUCGGACAAGAAGCCGACUUACUUUGGCGAGCUGCCCACUAUGGAGGCCCGAAAGCUAGAGCACCACACCAAGCUCCGCCCCAAACCGAAAAAGAGGACCAAACCUAGCCGAGAACCACGGGAACCAAUCUGCACCUCUCCACCACCAGAAGUGGAGCAGAAUGACCUCCUGGGGAAAGUGGAUGAGGGUGUUGAUGAAUUCUUCUACAAGAAAAUCACCAAACUUAGUUUUAAACGACCCACCCUGAGGGGCUCCUCCAACAUCCAGGAGGGGUCGGAGAAGAAACGGGAAUCCCGUAAAAGCGGCUUCCUUAACCUCAUCAAGUCUCGCACCUCGAAGUCUGAGAAGAGCCAUGGAACAGCUGCCAUCACCACCCCAGCUGCUGCGACUGUCAGCACUGUGACAGAGGAGCCCUUGUCCCCCAAGGCUCCGUUGUGGGACCACUCUGAAAUCUCCCCUGACCACUCACGAAAGCCACCAACACCUGAACCCACUGAGGAACAGCACUCCGAGAGUGACAGUAAGGGUAGUCCUCAUGGUGGCCGGCACUUUGGAGUCCCCGUAAUGGGCCCCCUAAUGGGAUUGGACCUCCUGGCGGAGAUGAGAAAAAUGCAUGAGAAAAUAGUCUCUCAUAAGUCGGACUCUUCAGACAAGGCAGAUGAUAAAAAAGGAAAGCCAAAGGGUCAAACAUCGUCGAUAGUGCCCAGGUCUAAACCCACCGGUGUUACACCCAGAUCCCCAGCACCCCAGAGCAUCAAGCCCCACAUGGGACCACACACUUUGGGACCCCUGAGCCCUCGUGCCAGCAGCAGCCACAACCCAGAUGGCACCCCUGACUCCUGUCUUGGAAACGUAUCCCCAAAAGGACCACUGCCCGCCCCUCGCCUGAAGAGAGAGCCCUCAGACUAUGAGAGGGAGGAGGAGAGUAGCCACAUUAAUGUUGAACUCACAGGAGACCCCAGACCAUUUGACUUGGACCAAGAGAUGGACAGGUCUGCAAUUGGUGGGAGACAGUGGUCCUCCCUGAAGCGCUCCAGUUCUGUGGUACAGGAAGUAGAAGGUCGAGAACGCACCAAGUCCCUCCCUGCAUCUGUGAGACCUUCAUCCACGGUGGACCUUGUCCACUGCCAAAGCCCUGGGGUGUUUGCUAAAGACAACACCGAAGAGGACUUCUCUCCUACCCCUGACACGGACCAAAGACAGAAUCUCAGGCCUGGCAACAUGGAGGACACCAUGACGACAUCCCAGUGUAGAAAGAAAAGCUACAUCUAGAUUCUCUCUACUUUCUCCAAAGUGUUCCAUGUAGUGUCCAAGUGUGGAGAAUUGUAAUGCAGCCAAAGAGGAAAGAACCCCAAAAAAAGCUUAUGGACUAAUCCAUGCCAGUACCUUACUCUGAAUUCUCUUACUUUAAACAAAGACUGUUGAUUGGCUUAUUCAAUCAACCAAUAAGCACUGCUGUGUUUCUAUGUCUACUUUGCAUGUUAUGUAUUUAUGUAAUAACACACUGAAAGAGACAUGCAUGUGUUGAAAACUACACUACAUGACCAAAAGUAUGUGGACACCUGCUCAAUGUAACAUCUCAUUCCAAAAUCAUGGGCAUUAAUAUGGAGUUAGUCCUCCCUUUGCUGCUAUAACAGCCUCCACUGUUCUGGGAAGGCUUUCCACUAGAUGUUGGAACAUUGCUGUGGGGACUUGCUUCCAUUCAGCCAUGAAAGCAUUAGUGAGGUCGGGCACUGAUGUUGGGCGAUUAGGCCUGGCUCGCAGUCAGCGUUCCAAUUCAUCCCAAAGGUGUUCGAUAGUCAAGUUCUUCCACACCGAUCUCGACAAACUAUUUCUGUCUGGACCUUGCUUUGCACACGGGGGCAUUGUCAUGCUGAAACAGGAAAGGGCCUUCCCCCAAAGUGUUGCCACAAGGUUGAAAGCACACAAUAAUUUAGGAUGUCAUUGUAUGCUGUAGCAUUAAGAUUUCCCUCCACUGGAACUAAGGGGCCUAGCCUGAACCAUGAAAAACAGCCCAAGUCCAUUAUUCCUGCUCCUCCAAAUUCUACAGUUAGCACUAUGCAUUGGGGCAGGAAGCGUUCUGGCAUCCGCCAAUCCCAGAUUUAUCCAUCGGACUGACAGAUAGUGAAGCGUGAUUCAUCACUACAGAGAAUGCGUUUCCACUGCUCCAGAGUCCAAUGGCAGCAAGAUUUACACCACUCCAGCCGACACUUGCCAUUGCUCAUGGUGAUCUUAGGCUUGUGUGCGGAAGCUCGGCCAUGGAAACCCAUUUCAUGAAGCUCCCAACGAACAGUUAUUGUGCUGAUGUUACUUGCAGAGGCAGUUUGGAACUCAGUAGUGACUGAUGCAACUGAGGACAGGCUAUUUUUACGUGCUUAGGCAGUCUGGUUGUGUGGCCUACCACUUUGCGACUGAGCCGUUGUUUCACCUAGACGUUUCCACUUCACAAUAACAGCACUUACAGUUGCCCGGGGCAGCUCCAGCAGGACAGAAAUUUGACGAACUGACUUGUUGGAAAGGUGGAAUCCUAUGACGGUGCUACGUUGAAAGACACUGAGCUCUUCAGUUGGGCCAUUCUACUGCCAAUGUUUUUCCUAUGGAGAUUGCAUGGCGGUGUGCUCGAUUUUAUACAACUGUCAGCAACGGUGUGACUGAAAUAACCAAAACCACUCAUUUAAAGGGAACUCCACAUACGUAUAUGUAUGUACAGUACCAGUCACACCUACUCAUUGGACACACCUACUCAUUCCAGGGUUUUUCUUUAUUUGUACUAUUUUCUACAUUGUAGAAUAAUAGUAAAGACAUCAAAACUAUGAAAUGACACCUAUGGAAUCAUGUGUUAAACAAAUCAAAAUAUAUUUAAUAUAUUAGAUUCUUCAAAGUAGCUGCCCUUUGCCGUGAUGACAGCUUUGCACACUCUUGGCAUUCCCCUAACCAGCUUCACCUGGAAUGCUUUUCCAACCGUCUUGAAGGAGCUCCCACAUAUGCUGAGAACUUGUUGACUGCUUUUCCUUCACUCUGAGGUCCAACUCAUCCCAAAUAAUCUCAAUUGGGUUGAGGUUGGGUGAUUUUUGGAGGCCAGGUCAGCUGAUGCAGCACUCCAUCACUCUUGUUCUUGGUAAAAUAGCACUUACACAGCCUGGAGGUCUGUUGGGUCAUUGUCCUGUUGGAAAACAAAUGAAAGUCCCACAGCGCAAACCAAAUGAGAUGGUGUAUCGCUACAGAAUUCUGUGGUAGCCAUGCUGGUUAAGUGUGCCUUGAAUUCUAGAAAAAUCACGACAGUGUUACCAGCAAGGCACCAUCACACCACCUCCUUGCUUCAUGAUGGGAACCACACAUGUGGAGAUCAUCCGUUCACCUACUCUGCGUCUCACAAAGACACAGCAGUUGGAACCAAAAAUCAACAUUUUUGGACUCAUCAGAUGAAAGGACAGAUUUCCACUGGUCUAAUGUCCAUUGUUCAUGUUUCUUGGCUCAAGCAAGUUUAUUUUUCGUAUUGGUGUCCUUUAGUAGGGGUUUCUUUGCAGCAAUUCGACCAUGAAGGCCUGAUUCACGCAGUCUCCUCUGAACAGUUAAUGUUGAUGUGUCUUGCUUGAAUUCUGUGAAUAAUUUAUUUUGGCUGCAAUUUCGGAGGAUGGUAACUCUAAUGAACUUAUCCUCUGCAGCAGAGGUAACUCUGGGUCUUCCUUUCCUGUGGCAGUCCUCAUGAGAGCCAGUUUCAUCAUAGCGCUUGAUGAUUUUUGCGACUGCACUUGGAAACUUUUUAAAGUUCUUGAAAUCCAGAUUGACUGCCCUUGUCUUAAAGUAAUGAUGGGCUGCCAUUUCAAUUUGCUUAUUUGAACUGUUCUUGCCAUAAUAUGGACUUGGUCUUUUACCAAAUAGGGCUAUCUUCUGUAUACCUUGUCACAACACAACUGAUUGGCUCAAAUGCAUUAAGAAGGAAAUUCCACAAACAACCUUUUAACAAGGCACACCUGUUAAUUGGAAAUGCAUUCCAUUUGACUACCUCGUGAAUCUGGUUGAGAGAAUGCCAAGUGUGUGCAAAGCUGUCAAGGUAAAAGGUGGUUACUUUGAAGAAUCUCAAAUAUAAAAUAUAUUUUGAUUUGUUUAACACUUUUUGGUUACCACAUGAUUCCAUAUGUGUUAUUUCAUAGUUUUGAUGUCUUCAUUAUUAUUACAAUGUAGAAAAUAGUAAAAAAUAUAGAAAACCCCUUGAAUGAGUAGGUGUGUCCAGAAUUUUGACUGGGGGUGGUUACAUUGUGCCACGGGCACAUUGAUCUAGUAAACCUUUAUUAAUGACAGGCAUAAUAUAACUUUGAUUUAUCGUGAUUUAUAUGAAAUACAUUUAUUGUGGGACUUGGUGAUGGUUUCCAGUUUAAUUGGUUAAAUUGAUUUGUGCUAAAUACAUAAAAAAAACAAUGCUUUGUAACAAAAACCUUUUAAUGUGGUUGCCAAUACUCCUGCAUAUUUGUACCAAUAAAUCAUAUGUAUACUGCCA